Messenger RNA from Bubalus bubalis (water buffalo), 2039 nucleotides. Its product is annotated as BTB/POZ domain-containing protein 17-like. Gene Ontology annotation, molecular function: protein binding. The record is from RefSeq and is a predicted model, not a curated record. Bases 429 to 1937 code for a protein of 502 amino acids. The transcript has 2 exons. NCBI's taxonomy places the organism in Eukaryota, Metazoa, Chordata, Mammalia, Artiodactyla, Bovidae.
UUUUUUUUUGGAUGUGUUGGGUCUCUUGCUGUGUGGGCUUUUCUCUAGUUGCAGCAAGCACGGGCUACUCUUCAUCAAAGUGCGCGGGCUUCUCACUGCAGUGGCCUCUCUUGUCACAGACCUUGGGCUCAGUACUUUCAGCUCCCCGGCUCUAGAGCACAGACUCAAUAGUCCUGGAGCACAGGCUUAGUUGCUCUGCGGCACAUGGGAUCUUCCCAGAUCAGGGAUCAAACCUGUGUCUCCUGCAUGGGCAGGCAGAUUUUUACCACCAAGUCACCAGGGAAAUCCAGCUCUGGACAUUUUGUCCCAUCCUGAUUCAUGACCUCUCCCUGCCGGAAAUCCACCCCCAGCCCCUUCCAAGAGCAUCUUCUGAGGGUCUGCUCAGGUUCACGACUUUCCCUGUCUAAGAUGUGCUUGUCUGCACACACAUGCAUCCACGCACUUCACAGGCACAAACGAGAGCACACAGCCUCCCCAGGCUUCCCCUACCCUCUUGCCCACAUCCAACCACAGGCAUCUCCAGCUGGUCCAUCUGCAACCCCAGAAGGCUGCUCUCUCAGGCUGCUCUGUUCCUUCCUGCUGCAGCCCAGAAAGCUGAUGUUGGCGGGGAGUCAGCGGGCACCUCCAUCAACCACUCCCAGAUGCUGCUCCAGCGCCUGCAGGAACUGCUGCGGCAGGGCAAUGCCAGCGAUGUGGUGUUGCGGGUGCAGGCCAUGGGCACCGACGAGGUCCGAGUCUUCCAUGCCCACCGCCUGCUGCUGGGACUGCAGAGUGAGCAGUUCCGGGAGCUGCUGAGUAACCAGAGCGAGGUGGUGUUGCAGGAGUCCCCGGACUGUGCUGCUGUCUUCGACAAGUUCAUCAGGUACCUCUACUGCGGAGAGCUGACCGUGCUGCUGGCGCAGGCCAUCCCCCUGCACCAGCUGGCCACCAAGUACCGCGUGGCCUCCUUGCAGCGGGGCGUGGCCGACUAUAUGCGCGCGCACCUGGCGGGCGGCGCGGGCCCGGCGGUGGGCUGGUACCACUACGCGGUGAGCACCGGGGACGAGGCCCUGCGCCAGAGCUGCCUGCAGUUCCUGGCCUGGAACCUGUCGGCCGUGGCGGGGAGCGCCGAGUGGGGCGCCGUGAGCCCUGAGCUGCUGGCGCAGCUGCUGCCGCGCUCGGACCUCGUGCUGCAGGACGAGCUGGAGCUCUUCCAGGCGCUGGAGGCGUGGCUGGGCCGCGCGCGGCCGCCGCCGGCCGUAGCCGAGCGCGCGCCGCGCGCCAUCCGUUACCCCAUGAUCCCUCCGGCUCAACUGUUCCAGCUUCAGGCGCGCUCGGCCGCCCUGGCGCGCCAUGGCCCGGCGGUGGCCGACCUGCUCCUUCAGGCCUACCAGUUCCACGCCGCCUCGCCGCUGCACUACGCCAAGUUUUUCGACGUCAACGGCAGCGCCUUCCUGCCCCGCAACUACCUCGCGCCCGCCUGGGGCGCCCCGUGGGUCAUCAACAACCCUGCCCGCGACGAUCGCAGCACCAGCUUCCAGACGCAGCUGGGCCCAAGCGGCCACGACUCGGGCCGCCGUGUCACCUGGAACGUGCUCUUCUCUCCACGCUGGCUGCCGGUAAGCCUGCGGCCCGUCUACGCGGACGCCACGGGCACCGCGCUGCCCCUCGCACGCCCUGAGGACGGCCGGCCGCGGCUGGUGGUCACGCCGGCCAGCAGCGGCGGCGACGCGGCGGGCGUGAGCUUCCAGAAGACCGUGCUGGUGGGGGCGCGCCACCACGGCCGCCUGCUGGUCCGCCACGCCUACAGCUUCCACCAGAGCAGCGAGGAGGCCGGCGACUUCCUGGCGCACGCCGACCUGCAGCGGCGCAACUCCGAGUACCUGGUGGAGAACGCCCUGCAUCUCCACCUCAUUGUCAAGCCCGUCUAUCACACCCUCAUCCGGACCCCCAAGUAGCCAACAGGCCGGGGCGGGAAGCUGAGCAUCCCUGAGGCCUCUGGAUCAGGAAAAUAAAGGCCCAGUAGAGAUGGCGCAGAGGGACUGGGAGUGGCAUGGCCA